Messenger RNA from Aspergillus wentii DTO 134E9, 1525 nucleotides. Its product is annotated as WD40 repeat domain-containing protein. Gene Ontology annotation, molecular function: protein binding. The transcript has 2 exons. The record is from RefSeq and is a predicted model, not a curated record. Bases 42 to 1271 code for a protein of 409 amino acids. NCBI's taxonomy places the organism in Eukaryota, Fungi, Ascomycota, Eurotiomycetes, Eurotiales, Aspergillaceae.
AAAGAGAGCUUCCAUUCUCUCAAUUCCCACCCCACCACACCAUGUUCGACACAGUCUGCACAAUUCCGCUUUCUGCGGAUCUUUUCACGCAGGCCAUCCACCCCAACGAGCCCAUUGUCUCGGUCGGGCUUUCGUCAGGCCACGUACAAACCUUUCGGCUUCCGUUGGAGGAAAGCGACAGUGAUGACGAUGGGGCGUCUACGUCUUCGUCGCGGAAUGGAAAAGGCCACAUUGAUACUAUGUGGAGGACAAGACGGCACAAGGGGAGCUGUCGGACUUUGGCGUUUGGCAUUGACGGGGAGACGCUGUACUCCGCGGGGACGGAUGGAUUGGUGAAGGCCGCGAAGACGGAGACUGGAGUGGUGCAAAAUAAGAUUGCCAUUCCUCCAACGAAGGAUGGCUCCGUCGAUGCUCCGACUGUCAUUCACGCUCUUUCUCCUCAAACUCUUCUUCUUGCUACCGAUUCGAGUGCUUUGCAUCUCUAUGACCUGCGCACUCCAUUUUCGAAUGUCUCCGCUCGACCGGAGCAGACACACCAUCCCCACGAUGACUACGUUGCGUCUCUGACGCCUCUUCCGGCCUCGGAUACCAGCACUUCGGGUUUCAGCAAGCAAUGGGUUACAACGGGUGGCACAACGCUGGCCGUGACAGAUCUACGACGUGGGGUGAUGAUGCGCAGUGAAGACCAGGAGGAAGAAUUGAUCAGUUCCACGUACAUGGGCGGCCUCCCGUCCAGCGGAAGUAGCCGCGGCGAGAAAGUGAUUGUGGGUGGAUCCAGCGGAAUUCUUACGCUCUGGGAAAAGGGCGCUUGGGAUGACCAAGAUGAGCGGAUUUACGUCGAGCGGGGCGACGGUGGAGAAUUGGAAACCUUGUCCGUUGUUCCUGAUGAGCUGGGCAAGGGCAAGAUGCUCGCUGCUGGACUUGGAGGCGGUAAAGUCAAGUUUGUCCGCAUCGGCUCCAACAAGGUUGUCUCGGAGGUCAUGCAUGACGAGACCGAGGGUGUUGUGGGUCUUGGAUUCGACGUUGAAGGCCGCAUGGUCAGUGGAGGUGGACAAAUCGUCAAGGUCUGGCAUGAAGCCGUGGGCGAUGGCGAGGGUGAGGAAUUCUUGCCAACUGGAAAGCGCAUGAUGGAAAGCGACAGCGACGAUUCGGAUGAUGACAGUGAUGCGGAGAGCCACAAGGGCGAUCAGGGACGACAGAAGCGCAAGAAGAACAAGGGCAAAGACCGUCGCGGUGGACAGCAGGUUAUGGGCUUUGCUGAUAUGGACUGAUUGAUAUAUUGAUACCCACGGAGAGAAGGAUGACAAAAAAGAAAAUGCAUGGCAUUGGUGUCUUAGGGACGACAGAGAUUCGAGGAUGGAAACUAAAAGUCAAGGUCUGUAUGUACUUUUAUGAAACCAAAGUAUGCCAGAUGCCCUGGCGAUAUACGUAAGUAUAUCUAGGCAGAUUUAUACAUAAUACAAUGGUUAUUUAGACAUCACCAAGCAGCAUCUUCAGCUGGGACCAGCAAUUGAUGAUCAUCGGC